CGAAGAAAAAAACGAGGAAGGAGCAAACUGGAGAGAACAGAGAACGAAAGAAAGGAAUUUCAAAUUCAAGCUGUCACCGUUGUGGAAAUCAAGCUGAAAGCCCCCGAAAAACAUCCGUAAAUCCUACGUUACCUGUCGUGAAUUGUUGUCUGGCAGCGGUCAACGCUAGCGCAAGUGAAGUUGGUUACUCAACAUCCCAGGGAAGCGAAUAAUUUGAAAUUAAGUGAAGCGCGCUCCGCUUGCCCUCUCUGUUUCGGUGUGUUGUGGCCACAAUUAAGCUGCUGCUUAUUGUGAAUUUUUACCUGUUUUGAAUGACCAGUUGCAUCGGUGGAAGAUAUGAUGGUCCAAUAGGUGGAAUGCAUUGCGAUUAUAUACAGCCGUCGCAGCAACAGCAGCAGCACUUGUACGCCGGAGGAGGAGGAAUGCCUAAAAAGUCGGAACCGGGGGAAAUUACUGGACUGGGUCGUAGUAAGAAGAUGAACAAGUUAGAAGCGGGUGGUGGACCAGGACAACAACAGUCCCGACCGGGUUCUGUGGGAGAUGCUGAUUUGAUGAGUAGUUUUGGUUUGAAGGAUGAUGGUUCACCAAUAAUGAAAGGUGGGCCCCCUGGUAACGGACCAGGACCACUGCAGAUAUCGGAUUCGUGUAGUAUCAACAGCAGUGUAGCAAACAGUGGACCAGGCAUUGACACGAUGUCGAAGAUGGGGCCCGGUAUGGGCCAAGAUGUGCAUCCGGAUGGAGUGAAAAUGAACCAAGGGAUUCCGGGGAUGAUGUCAAACAAACCAUCAAAUAAACUGGAAUACACACAGCAGCAGAGCCAAAUUUUUGUGUUUAGUACGGCUCUGGCUAACAAGGGAGCGGAAGCUGUACACAGCGGGCAAUUCCGCUCGAUUAUUGCAUAUCACUGUGCACAAAUGCAGAAGCAAAACCGGUUGGGAAACUGUGGACCUGAAGAUGGGGUGGGCGCAAUGUCACCGUGGAUGGAUCAUGGACAUGGCUCUCCGGAUCAUCACAUGAGGAUGAAUCAAGGUCCAGGGUCGGGAAUACCGCAGGAUGGUGUAAAAAAGUCGGCCACUAUACAUCACACGCCAAAUUCCUGCCUGGAGAACGACAACUCGGUGCCAAUGUUCGGGAAUGAGCACUAUAUGCGGAUGGGUUCCGGACCAGAUAUUGGUCCGAUGGGCAACAAAAAACCGGCCACUAUCCAUCAUACACCGAAUCCUUGUAUGGAUCAGGACGGAUCCCUUCCAAUGUACCCAAACGAUGGGCACCACAUGCGAAUGCAAGGACCGGAAACAAUGUCGAAACCUUCGACUAUUCAUCACACUCCGAAUUCCUGCAUGGACGGACCCGAUCAGCCAGGUGAUCAUUCCGGUGGUGGUCCGGGAGGACAUCCACCAGUGAUCAAGAUGGAAAAUCCUUCCCCAGGUGGUCCAGGGCCAGGCCCUGGAAGCGGAAGCCACUCCAGUUCAACAAUAAUCGACCAGAUGAACUCUUUGGUUGCCUCACUGCCAUUAAUGAAGGGUGGUAACGUCUUGUCGCAAUCGCGUGGUCAUCCACAGCCAUCACUGCAAGGGGUAAAAGUACCGGAUGAAAACCUCACACCUCAGCAACGACAACAUCGGGAGCAACAGCUGGCAACUAUCCGACAAAUGCAGAAAAUAUUUUUUCCAGAGAGCCGAGGAAUGAUGGACCCGCAUGGAAUGGGAAUGCGACCACAAUUUCGUGGUGGCAUCCCGGGUCCUGAUUUCGGAGGACCACCUAAUCGACCACUCAAUCCGGCAUUUAUGAACACGCCACUGGGAGCAAAUGGGCCAAUGGGACCAGAUGGACCUGGGCCAGGUAUGAUCAACGAACAGAUUCCUCCAAUGCAAUAUAACAAGCCUGGUAUGAUGAAUCCUGGCAUGUAUAUGGGAGGUCCCGGUGGAGGACCGAUGGGACCUAUGGGUGGCCCAAUGGGUCCUGGUGGUGGAGGACCUAUGGGUCCUGGUGGGCCUAUGGGACCAAUGGGUCCUGGUGGUCCCAUAAAUCGUAUGUUUAAACCGGAUCCAGACCCGAUCUUUCCACCGAUGACCGAAAUGGGUGGGGGCUACAGCAGUAUGAGCAAUCACGGUGGUCCUGGUCCGGGAAUGUUCAACCCCGGAAUGCAACGAAUGGGUGUUCCUGGUGGACCAGGACCCGGAGGACCAAACAUGAUGCCCAAAAUGUCGGACCAAGGCGGCCCACUACCCCACUCCCCUCUCGUAGAUGACGAUCCGUUAAAAGCUGGACCUCAUCAGAUGAUGCUUCCAAAUGCUCCACCUCAGCAACAAUCUGGUACUCCGGGAGCAAACGGUCCCGGUAGCAAUGGAACUUCAAACCCUCAAGGUACUCAAAAUCCAAGCAACAACGGUAAAUCAAAGGAACAAUCCGUGUCUCCAGAGCAUCAACAGCAGCAGCAGCAAGGAGGACCAGGCAGCCAGCAGGGACCACUGACACCUCAGACACCCCAGGGCGGACAUCCGACACCGGGUGGCGCGGGAGGACCUCUCACGCCCCAAACGUCGAUGGCAAACACUUAAAGGUGAGUCCCAUGUCAUUCGUAUACCAUGAAAUUGAAUCAUUUUUGAAAUCUGCCUUAUGACAACACAAAAAAAACACAAAACCCAACCGGUUCUUGCUCAACGACACGAUAUAGUUGAAAAUCAACCGGAAACAAAAUUGGAUUACAGAAACAAAGUGAACUGCUGUUAACGAGGUUGAAUCUACAGAGGGAUUAAAAUGAGAAUGAGCAAAAAAUCAGUUACAGAAAAUAAACAAAAAAAUAAUAUAGUUAAGUAACAUGUGGUUAGGCAAAAAAAGCAACAGAAAAACGUGUACGUGUAAGCUUUUUUUUAUUGAAUUUUUAUUGUGUUUCCUCGGAAUUUUGAAGUGAGAGCAAAAAUCAGCAGGAUUGUGUACUACUGUACGAUAGACGCCGAAAGGCGGAAGUCGUUCUUUGUGGUGGGAAAAGUAUACAAAUUUCCCUAUUACUAUUCUAAUUUUGGUAUUUCUUUUUCAAGUGCAGCGUUUUCGAUUAUAUAUAUAAGACUAACACAGAAAAAUAAAGCUAAUAAUUAACAGUUGAAUAAAAAAGUGUAAUAAUUUUA
Topomyia yanbarensis is the source of this 3128-nucleotide messenger RNA. Its product is annotated as collagen alpha-1(III) chain-like. The record is from RefSeq and is a predicted model, not a curated record. The transcript is spliced from 2 exons. NCBI's taxonomy places the organism in Eukaryota, Metazoa, Arthropoda, Insecta, Diptera, Culicidae. The coding region runs from base 312 to 2561 and encodes 749 amino acids.